Molecule: messenger RNA, 990 nt
Organism: Notechis scutatus (mainland tiger snake)
Lineage: Eukaryota; Metazoa; Chordata; Lepidosauria; Squamata; Elapidae
Product: olfactory receptor 6C3-like
Biological process (GO): G protein-coupled receptor signaling pathway
Cellular component (GO): membrane
Molecular function (GO): G protein-coupled receptor activity; olfactory receptor activity
Source: RefSeq, a predicted model, not a curated record
UUAAGAAUGGAUGAAGAACAAAGAGAAAACCAAACUCGUGUGACUCUAUUUAUUCUCCUGGGAUUCCAAAAUUUGGAACAUCUGUGGAUCCUUCCAUUUCUGGCUUUCCUCUUUACCUAUAUUUUUACAAUGACAGGGAAUCUUCUCAUUUUUGUUCUUGUUGUAAUUGACCAGCAUCUUCACACACCCAUGUACUUCUUCCUUUGUAACUUGGCAUGCCUAGAGAUCUGCUACAGCUCAACUCUUAGUCCCAUACUGUUAACUACACUUUUGAUGAAUGGAAAAGCAAUUUCAUUCAGCAACUGCUUUCUGCAAUUAUUUUUUUUCGGCUAUUGCUUGGGAACAGAAUGUUAUUUGCUAUCUGUGAUGUCUUAUGACAGGUAUUUAGCCAUAUGUAAACCACUGCAUUAUGCAACAGUUAUGAAUACCAGAAAAUGUGUCCAGUUAGCAGCAAUAUCUUGGACAAAUGGCUUCAUAGGCAUUUCUGUAAUAAUGGUGGCAAUGCUGCAAUUAAAAUACUGUGGUCCUAAUGAAAUAGAUCAUUACUUUUGUGAUUCUGUUCCACUUAAAGAACUUUCUUGCAGUGACACAUAUUUGGUGGAACAUACAAAUUUAAUCUUACUAUUUAUUUACACUAUGCCUCCAUUUCUAAUAACCUUGGCAUCCUAUAUAUAUAUUAUAAUAGCCAUUCUAAGAAUUCCGUCCCGUACUGGAAGGAAAAAGGCCUUCUCUACUUGUUCUUCCCAUCUCACUGUUGUUUCCAUAUAUUAUGGCUCAUUAAUAACAGUGUAUCUUUUGCCACCAUCCACUUCAAUGAACAAAGUUUGUUCCCUUUUGUACACAAUUCUUCCACCGUUUGUUAACCCCCUUAUAUAUAGCCUGAGAAACAAAGAUGUAAAGAAAGCUUUGAGAAGAGUAAAAAAUAAAGUAGCAAUUUUCAAUCUAAUCCAAAAUAUGUUGAGAGGCUUGGUUAAUGUUGAAAACAAAUGA